Messenger RNA from Solanum dulcamara, 1685 nucleotides. RefSeq lists its product as uncharacterized. The record is from RefSeq and is a predicted model, not a curated record. The transcript is spliced from 10 exons. Bases 84 to 1076 code for a protein of 330 amino acids. Lineage: Eukaryota; Viridiplantae; Streptophyta; Magnoliopsida; Solanales; Solanaceae.
CCAAAGUGAUGAAACCGAAGAGAUAUGAUUGGGUAAGCGAAGAUGCGAAAUGGCGAAACUGAAGGACAACCACGGAACCAAAUAUGUGGCAACUCCCUAAUUUAGUUGUCAAAAAUUGCCACUCUGUGUUGUUAAUAAUGCCCUUCUCUUGUGCUUCAAUGGCUUCCUCUCUCUCACUUCAUCAAUACUUUAUCAAUUGUCUCUCUCCUACUCCUACUCCUACUCUUUGUUUCGCCAAAUGCCCACAUCAUAUCUCCAUCCUUCCAUCUUUUCGCAAGAAUUUCCUCAAAUUCGAUUCUCGUUCAACAGUCCCAUUUGCUGUUACAGAAUCUGAUUCCCCCAAAUCUCUUGAAUCAGAACCUCAAAUUCUUCUGCAAGAAGUCGCUGAUACUUUUGCUCUACCUGCAGAUUUUUUUUCGCAGUUUCCUCAAGAUCUUCGCUUAGAUCUGAACGAUGCAGCAUUUGAUCUUUCAAAUGGGCCAGUUAAAGAUGAGUGUGGCGAGGAUGUGGGGGAGACAUUGUUAAAUAUAAGCCGAGCAUGGGAACUGGCUGAUACAUCAACAUCCACAGCUUUAGUGGACAAGCUGCCUUUAUUGGUUGGCUCAUUGACAGGCUCUCAAAAAUCAGCAUUUGGAAGGCGCUUGUUAUCAGCUGGAAAAAGGUUCCAGUCCAUGGGACAAUAUGGCGAAGGUGAAGUACAGAAGAUUGCUAAAGUUAUGAUGAAGACUGGAAAGUUGUUGUCUGCAAGUCCAGUAUCUGGGGUUGAUGGUGAAGAACUUAAGCAGCAAACCAGGACAUUCAAGUUUGGGGAUCUUCAGGUUGCAUUGACUCCUGGAAAAGCCUACACUGGAGCUGCCAUUGCAUUUAUCUUUAGUUUCCUUUCCUGGGAAUUGAGCCGAGGUGUAGAGAGCAUACAAGGGAGCUCAUUACAGUAUGCAAAUGACAAUGCUUUAUUGCUUGCUAAGUCUCUGCGAGGAUCUCUGCUUGUGAUGUCCUAUUCAUCGACUAUUUUUUCUGCUUUUGCAAUGGUGGGACUUAUUUUACUUGCGGGACAACUUAAGUCGGAAGAUAAGUGAGAAGUUCUAAAUUCUUGUCUAGCCUCAGUUGUAAAAGUAGAAAUUCACGAAGAUUGUAGCUGUACAGGCUUCAAUUAUCAGGCUAUAGAAUGUACCUUUCAGGUGAACCAUCUUCAUGAUACUUAUAAUGCAACACUUUCUCAUGCACCUAUAAGUGUUGAGUUCUUUUUGAAUGGUGUACAUCUAUGAAAGAGAUGUCUUACCACUGUCUCGUGGCAUAUUUAUUUUUUUGCGUAUCUAUCAAAAAGAAUUGAUGUCCAGCAUGCCAUGCAAUGAACUUAUCUGAUUGGUUUAGUUUUACUUUGGUCCAAUCUUGUGAACUGUUUGUCCUGAUUCACUUUUGUUUUUAAAAGGAGAAAAAGUGAAUAUUAGUUCACAAAGCUAGACUUGACUUCUUGGGUUGUUCUUUCCUUUUACCGCUCAGAGUGGCUGUUGUACUCGAUGUGGAAGUGUUUCACAUAUCAAUACGUAUUUCACUUGCACUUGUCCAGUUAAUAAUGUGGUUUCAAAUUUGGUUGUCAUUUCUUUAAUCUCUAGGUCUUUCAUCUCUUUUGCUAGUGAUAUGUAUCGUGUUCAUUUCUGUGCUUUCCUUAUGGACUCGUCAGUUUU